Messenger RNA from Nannospalax galili (Upper Galilee mountains blind mole rat), 1946 nucleotides. It is a transcript of the gene Slc2a4rg, whose product is annotated as SLC2A4 regulator. The transcript has 7 exons. Gene Ontology annotation, cellular component: nucleus. The coding region runs from base 250 to 1545 and encodes 431 amino acids. Gene Ontology annotation, biological process: regulation of transcription by RNA polymerase II. Lineage: Eukaryota; Metazoa; Chordata; Mammalia; Rodentia; Spalacidae. Gene Ontology annotation, molecular function: RNA polymerase II cis-regulatory region sequence-specific DNA binding; DNA-binding transcription factor activity. The record is from RefSeq and is a predicted model, not a curated record.
CGCGGGACCGCAGGGGCGGAGCGGGGCGUGGACCCUUUGGGGUGUGGAUGCUACUCACCACUAGCCAAUGGGCUUGCGCGCCGGGGCGGAGGCAGGGGUGGGGGAGGCGUGGCCCGUCAGGCAGCUGCGGGCGGUGCGGGCGACUGCCGGAUCCUGGGCGGGGGUCGGCGGCCCGGCCAGCCCGGCCCGGCCCGGGGCCGCGUCCGUAAGAGUACAUCUCGCCCCUGCAACCUAGGGUGCCCGCCGGCCAUGGAGGCCGAGUGCCCCCCGGCGCCGGGCCAGGGCCACAAACGCCCCUCGCCCUGCGCUGCAGGUCGAAACCCCGCGUCCGUGGCCACCUCGGAUCCCAAUGUGCUGCAGACCACGGCUCCGUGGCGGAUUGCAGAGGGCCCAGGCCAGCGCGCCGCGCCGGUGACGGUGCCCGCGCCACCGCAGGGACCUUCUGUAGGUGGUGGCCUUGCGGGCUUGCACUUCUCACGGCCGCAGGAACCUCAGGCCGCUGACCUAGGGACUUCGGGAACCAAGUCUGGAGCAGCAGCGCGACUCCCAACACCUUCUGUACACAUCCCGGUGCCAGUACAGAGAGUGCCCCUAGGAAAAGUCCGGCUGGAUGAGGUCAUGGCUGCUGCAGCCCUUACAAGCUUGUCUACCAGCCCCCUCUGCCUGGGGACCCCAGCUACAAACUUCAGCCCAGAGCCUGGCUUGGAGCCCUGGAAGGAGGCUCUGGCGCAUCCCCCAGGCAGCUACAGCAGCAGCAGCUACAGUGGAGACUGGGCCUGGGACCUGACCAGUGACCAGUCCUCUCCAUCCACUCCAUCGCCCCCACUCCCCCCAGAAUCAGCCCACUUCCUAUUUGGGGAGGCCACCCUGAGGAAGAGGAAGAGCUCUAUCCAGGUCAUGUUCCAGUGCCUGUGGAAGAGCUGUGGGAAGGUGCUGAGCACAGCGUCUGGGAUGCAGAGACACAUCCGCCUGGUGCACCUGGGAAGGCAGGCAGAGCCAGAGCAGAGCGAUGGUGAGGAGGACUUCUACUACACAGAGCUGGAUGUUGGUGUGGAUACACUGACUGAUGGGCUCUCCAGCCUGACCCCUGUGUCUCCAACAGUCUCCAUGCCACUCACCUUUCCUCAUCUGGAGCCCCCAGAGUUGCUGGAGCCCCCAGUCCUCCCUAGCCUGCUGCAGCCCCUAACCCUGUCCCCACCCUCCAUGCUCACCUCUGCAGCAACCCCAAAAGUAUGCCACAGUGAUCAUGCCUACCAGGCAGGUGAGGCCACAGGUAGAGACUGGGGGCAGGUCUCAGAGCACUCUAGAGAGGAACAGAACAGGGGCUGUGGCUCCCCUCAGCGCUGCCUGGCACCUGUACACCUGAAGCCACAGCCCACUGAGGUCCAGGCCUACAUACCAGCCCUGCCUGCCAAGCUUAGUGCUAACCUGAGGAAGCCCCGAGGGGAUGCCAAGAAGUGCCGGAAGGUGUAUGGCAUGGACCACAGGGACCUGUGGUGUACCGCCUGCCGCUGGAAGAAAGCCUGCCAGCGGUUCCUGGACUGAGCCCAUCCUUGCUGCUGCCUGGCCUUCUUCCCACUCUCAGUCUGAAGCUGGAGCAAGUUUGCAGGGGGAGUUGGUGACCCUGGACCCCCUAGUGGUGAAGGAGGGGGUCCAACCACUCAAAGUGCCUCUGAAGAAACCAGCCUUUUGUACAGCGUUGUACCCCGUGGUCCCAGGGGCAGCUUGCCUCCGCUGCCUGUCACUCAUGGACUUGUCAGUGGGCCCAGCAGGGGCCAAUCCAAGAUGCACUUUGAGGGAUGUCAGGGAGGGUACUCUCCAGCCCAUGUUUAAGAUCAUGGUUCCAGGGCCCUGGGGCUGACAUUUUACCAUGUUUCUGAAACUCAGGUGUCUCAGGUCUGGGCCAUAUCAAGUGAGGAGAAAAAUUAAAAAUUAGUUUUUUGGUU